Theobroma cacao (cacao) is the source of this 591-nucleotide messenger RNA. Lineage: Eukaryota; Viridiplantae; Streptophyta; Magnoliopsida; Malvales; Malvaceae. The record is from RefSeq and is a predicted model, not a curated record.
AUGAAGGCUUCCAAAUGCUACAGCCUUUUGCUUAUAAUUCUUGCUUGUUCUUUACAAGAUCAAUGCCUUUGUGGUGCUGAUCCUACAGAUGGAUUUACUCCUGUGCCAUCAACAGAUGAGAAUUUUGACUUACAGAAACCAUAUGACAAACCACUCUCCCAACGUUACUAUUACUCUGAUGGAAUUCGAAGUUUACGGGUCUAUGACAAAGACAAGCCCUUCAAACGUGGCAGCGGAACCGGCAGAUACUCAACUGUGGUGGAUGACUAUUCAUCUGGAGUCUGGCAAUUUGAAGGCCAUGCUUAUGUACCAAAAGGAACCUCUGCGGUCACAAUAGUGCAAAUUCACGGUGCAGCAGAAGGAGCCACAACUCUACAAUUGCGAAUUUACCACGGGAAUAUGAGGUACUAUAGUUACAACUUGGUAGCUACCGAUCUCUACGACAAGUGGUUCAGAGUCAAUGUGAUCCAUGAUGUUGGCAAAGGGAAGGUGAUAGUUUUCAUUGAUGGAGAAGAAAAGUUUGUGGUGAACGAUCAGGGGCCAGGAGACCCUUAUUUCAAAUGUGGUGUAUGCCGCACCAGCUACGUCUAG